AGUAAAAACCUUUUGGCUGGGCCUUUGGCGAAACCGUUGCAUGGCAAGGACGUUUCGAAGUCUGGUGUUUGUCACUUGUAUCUUCGAGGGUUCUGAAUGCCAACAACACAACUUCAGUUAUACACACCAUCUUUUCGGCUAUAUUGGAUCUUGAUUGAUGUCCUGACAGAGAAAAUUCCGUGGCAUCCCUCGGCUGCUGCAUCGAGAGAAUGUCAGACAUCAACCCUACAUCACCUCCGUUCGAAGUCGCUUCGCCCAACGACCGGGGCGUAUCGGUGUCUAUUGUCAAUGUCAUUCUGAUCAUCUUUACUGGCAUUGUGGUGAUUUCCAGAGCCAUAACAAGACUGACCAUCACUCGCCUGACUGCUUUGGACGAUCUCGCCAUUUUUGCAGCUCUUGCCUUUUCCAUAAUACAAUGUAUCUUUGUUCAAAUUUCGAGGAACCAUGGAUUAGGCAAACAUCGGGAUAAACUAUCUUCUCACCAAUUCUUCGAAUAUAGCCGGUUCAACUAUGCAGGCCAACUCCUCACCAUCUUCACCUUGAUCUGUGCCAAAUUGGCGGUUUCGCGCCUCAUCCUGACCAUUCGUCCAAAGCAACCAGUUCGCCUGGCCACUUAUGCCACCGAGGGAAUCGCCAUCCUGUGGGCUGUGACGUCCAUCUUCGCUCUCGCCUUCCAAUGCGACGUACCCAACCCUUGGAUCCAAGGCCCUGGAAGAUGUGUAAAUCUGAAAGGGUUGUAUUAUUAUGUUGGAAUAUUCAACCUUUUGACCGAUCUGGCAUUGGUCAUCCUCCCUAUUUUUGUAGUCUCCGGACUUCAGUUGAAGAUGUCCAAGAAACUUUUUGUCUUUUCACUGUUUGCCACAAGAAUCAUAACCGUCGGAGUCAUCAUCGCCGAACUUGCCACUCUAAACCCUUACCUUGACGCCGUCAAAUCCCAGAAUGGCGACCAAACCUUCGAGAUCGCCAUCCCCACCCUCCUCAACCAGAUCAUGAUCUUCGCGAGCGUCGUGACGGCCUGCGUGCCCAGUCUGCGGAGGGUGGUGACCGAACUUCAAACCCGGCAGACCGGUUUGCACGUCGACCGGGCCCUCGAACUCGCCUACGGAUCCGGCAAGUACGGCAACGGUACGGUCCCGACGGCCAAGGGGUCGAGCUCGGGCUCGCACCACGGAGGUGGAGGAGGCGGUAACACAUCGUCCAACGUCGUCAACGGCGGUAGCAGCAACAACAACGGGAUCCCGUACGGGCACAACAUCCACGCACCCAUCGGGAACAUGGCUUCGAUAUACACCUCCCACAAUCGGGAAAAGACCACGGCAGACCACAGUCGCCCGUCGAGUCAGGAGCACCUGAGGCAGGACGGCAACAUACAUUACACGCAAGAGUAUAGUGUAGCGACCCUCGAUGACGAGACUAGGUCCACGCCUUCGGAGAGACGACAAGAGUCGGAACUCAAUUGAGACAAGAAGGAAAAUCAAGAACAAAGCGGAAGCGAACGCAAAAAGCGAAGAGAAAGUUUCUUUGGAUGCAAAUUGUUUUUGAUUCUUGAGAAUUGCAAGCACUUUUUUCACCUUUUUACGAUGGAUGCGCACGAUUUCCCAGGGAAUAUGUACGGGGUGUACGUCCGUACAAAGGAUAUUGCCAGUCAAGGAAGCGUUUUGAGUACUUCGAGCCAAUACUGGUUUUCCCCCUCAAGGACUCGGUCAUCUUCGCUUGCUUGCUUGCUUGCCUCCUUCCAUUGUUCCACGUGGCUGACCGCUCAAAGCGUUGCUGGGGAGCGGGGAUGAUACUAAUAAUAUAGGUGUUUUAUAAGGGGUAUAUGUACGUAGUAUACAAAACUCAAUCAGGCAUUGCACUCUCG
Messenger RNA from Exophiala oligosperma, 1861 nucleotides. RefSeq lists its product as uncharacterized. The coding region runs from base 210 to 1460 and encodes 416 amino acids. NCBI's taxonomy places the organism in Eukaryota, Fungi, Ascomycota, Eurotiomycetes, Chaetothyriales, Herpotrichiellaceae. The record is from RefSeq and is a predicted model, not a curated record. The transcript has 5 exons.